CAUGUUAGCAGCUGCGGUCCUCGCGCUGCGUUAUGAAUCAUAUGACUACAAGAAUUCACAAACUUCCUGUUCGACAGCUCAAGUGAAAGCAAGAAACCCGAGUCUCUUAUUAAAGCGAAUGACCCCCAGAAAAGCGUCUUGCUGGAGACAAUGUGCAUAAACUCUAGAGAAUGGAGGAGUUGAUAGGAGACAGGAGAGUUGAGGACGAAAGGAGUUGGAUAAAAACACCAUCUAAUGUCCAAACCAACUACCAAGAAAAUGACGUGCCCAUACCCACAGAUCAGACGCCAUGUUUCGUGUACACCCUGGCUUUCUUCUCGGCUCUGGGUGGAUUCCUGUUUGGCUAUGACACAGGAGUGGUGUCUGGAGCCAUGCUUCUGCUGAAGAGAGAGAUGAACCUGAGCUCUCUGUGGCAGGAGCUUCUGGUCUCCAUCACUGUUGGCGCCGCCGCUGUUUCCGCUCUGGCUGGAGGGUUUCUCAACGGGCUUUUCGGACGGAGAAUCUGCAUUCUGCUCGCUAGCUUCAUCUUCUCCGCUGGAGGCGUCAUCCUGAGUCUCGCACACAGCAAAGAGGUUCUUCUGUGUGGAAGGCUCACGGUUGGCCUUGGCAUAGGAAUUGCAUCCAUGACUGUGCCCGUGUACAUCGCUGAGGUGUCCCCUUCUCAUCUCCGAGGUCAGCUGGUCACCAUUAAUACUCUGUUUAUCACUGGUGGGCAGUUCGUAGCCAGCGUGGUGGACGGGCUCUUUAGCUACCUGCCCCAUGAUGGCUGGAGAUAUAUGUUGGGUUUGUCUGUUGUUCCCGCCGUCCUGCAGUUCACAGGAUUCCUCUUCCUCCCCGAGAGUCCUCGCUGGCUCCUGCAGAACGGAGAGACCCAGAAGGCUCGGCUGGUGCUCGGGCGGAUCCGCGGAGGAGCAAAUGUGGAGGAAGAGUAUGAGAGCAUACGGAGGAGCAUUGAGGAGGAGAGGAGUGAAUCUUCUGGUGGUCCGGUGUUGUGGCGAAUCCUAACGUACGCUCCGACACGUCGAGCUCUCAUCGUGGGAUGUGGCCUACAGAUGUUCCAGCAGCUCUCGGGGAUCAACACCGUCAUGUACUACAGUGCCACCAUUAUUCAGAUGUCUGGCGUGCGGGACGAUCACAUGGCCAUCUGGCUGGCGGCCGCCACGGCCUUCACCAACUUCAUGUUUACUCUGCUGGGCGUUUGGCUCGUGGAGAGGGUGGGCCGCAGGAAGCUGACUCUAGGAAGCAUACUAGGAACUGCUGUAAGUCUGAUGGUUCUCGCUGCUGGGUUUCUGCUGUCGGCUCAGGCGUCUCCACCCGUGACCUUUCACCCUACUGACUCCCUCCACAACUCCACAUGCAUUCAUUAUGGGUUCUGUGAAUCCUGCAUGCUGGAUCCAGCUUGUGGUUUCUGUUACGGUGUGAACGGCACGUCAGUGGUCGAGUCCUCGUGUGUGUCUGUGUCUCCGGCCAACACUGAGACCUCUGCAGUGGGCAGGUGUUCUAACGGCACACAGGAGAGCGCAGGGUUAUUCUGGGCCUAUAACUACUGCCCGACGUCCUACUCCUGGAUCGUUCUGCUGGGCCUCGUCCUGUAUCUGGCCUUCUUUGCCCCGGGAAUGGGUCCGAUGCCCUGGACGGUGAACUCUGAGAUCUACCCGCUGUGGGCUCGCAGUACUGGGAACGCCUGCUCUGCCGGGGUCAACUGGAUCUGCAACGUCCUUGUGUCUCUGACCUUUCUCCAUGUGGCCCAGUACCUCACGUACUACGGCGCGUUCUUCCUGUACUGCAGUCUGGCUGUGCUGGGCUUUGUGUUUGUGCUGGGCUGUCUGCCGGAGACCAAGGGUCUGCGCCUGGAGGAGAUCGAGUCUCGGUUCGCUCGGCGACUCUGCAGCUGUGGAGCCAGCGGGGGUCAGGGCGGGCACUACAUCAGGAGCCGACUGCACCUUGGAGCGCUGCAUUACUCCACACUGGAACCAGAGGGCAGAGUUUCCUACAUAUCAGUGAGUACCAGCAAACGUUUUCCACACUCCACAUAAUAUUACAGACAAUAUUUGUAUGCAUUAUAUUGUUAUGCAUUAUGCAUUUGUAGUUAUUAUUAUUAUUAACUGGGGAACGAAUAAAAAAACGACUCAGUGGUAAUUAGAAGACGUUAGCAGAGAUGAAUUAUUGUCAAAAGAACUGUUGUUAUUCUUCAUCACUGUUUCUCUGCUAUAGUUGCAGUAAUGAAGCCUUUGCAUGUGGACUUGAAGAUUCAUGGUUUGGAAAUAAUCAAACUUAUGUGUCAUAUUUCAUUUCUGAUGCAGAUUCUGUACUUAUUUCUGAGUGAGUUUUGAUAUGUGUCUUUCUCUCUGGUGUUCUCACUACUUAGAUUAGUUCCUGAUGUGACUCUAUGAAGAUAACUGUGCAAUGCUGUAUUUGUUCAUUUUUAAGGGGGUCAUGUUAGUCUGUAACUCAGCAGGCCUCUGUCUCGGCUCCGUCAGCCUGAAACCUGUUCAGUCGUGACCCCCCGUGACCCCUGUUCCCCCCAUUUAGCCCUGAGCGAGAUCCACUGCCCUCUGUUUCACUGACUUUCAUACAAAAUAAUGUGUGAAUAUCAAAUCUGUUGGUAUUUUCACGCCUCUGGGCCACAGGAAAGUGAAUGUAAUAUAAUCUACACACAAUAAACGUGGAAAUGAUUCUUCAUGCUCCCCCCACCCAUUCUUUAACAAUUUGAGUCUUGAUAUUGUCAUCCUGGAAUAUGGCAAUGGUGUGUCUUUUUUAUACAUGGUUGUUUCAGAAAUGAAAUCUAGAGCUGUUGCCAAACAUAAUAAUCAGAGCAAUAAAAUGAUCCAAUCAUAGACUCUUAAGAAUUGGCCUAUUUGAAUCUGAACAGCGACUCUUUUUCUCUUUUGGUCAGGCAGGGUAUGUUCUGUAAUCUGUAUCCCAAUGUAAGAUUUAAAUAAAAGUGUUGAUUGUCAACCUCAGGAGAUCAAACUGAA
Pimephales promelas (fathead minnow) is the source of this 2978-nucleotide messenger RNA. Lineage: Eukaryota; Metazoa; Chordata; Actinopteri; Cypriniformes; Leuciscidae. The record is from RefSeq and is a predicted model, not a curated record.